AUUUUUAAUCGAUUCUAUCGAGUUCUAGUUAUGUCAUACACGAUGCAGCUGUCAGUCGCUAUUAUGAAUGUGUUUAUAUUGGUUUGUGUUGGUAAUUGAAAUGUUUCAAAAAAAGAAUAAAGUUUGAAGAAUGUGUCAAUCGAUUACGUUUAAUUAAAGAAUGUUAGGACUAGUUCAGUACGUUGUAGUAAGGGGAGACCUUUCCAAAGCGAUGGGAUGGCCAAUGGGUGCUAUAAUAGCUCAAGCGUGUCACGCAUGCACAGCUGUUACUCAUCUAUUUUACAACGAUAGCAAUACGCAAUCUUACCUCGCAGAUUUGGAUUCAAUGCAUAAAGUUGUUCUUGAAGCAUUCGACGAGGCCGAUUUACAUACUUUGUGUUCCAAACUGAAGGAGGACGACAUCCAUCACAAGCUGUGGAUAGAACAGCCGGAGAACAUUGCAACUUGUCUGGUUGUUCGCUUGCUCAUGCGAAUCAAAGGAAGAUCAAGACAUUUCAAAGCGGACGGGUAAAAUCGUAGUCCAAUUAAUAUCCGCAUUUAUUGUUUAUCUUCUUUAUAGAAGCAGUCUGUUUUGUCUAUUGACAUCGAACGGAAUUAUAAUUCGGACUACUACCACGCAAGAGCACGAUUUAUUCUUUUUUAUAAAUCUGCACAAAUCUAGUUAACGAUCGGCAGAAUAUAUAUUCCGAGAUUACAUAUACACUUAAUUUAAUUUAAUUUAUUUCUUUUUUCUUUUCUUUUCUCUUCUUUUUGUUCUUUUUUUUAUAAUUAAUCGCUAAUAUUGACAAUGUGUACAGAUAAACUCGUUCGUUUUUAAAACUAGCGCGACUAUUAACUCUGGUCGACGAUAUAAAGCGGAGGCCGCACGGCGACUCUCGAUUUGCACGACUAUGAUAAUAAAAUCCGUAUAAAAAUCUGACAUAAUCUCUUUUUUUUAUCUUCUUUUUUUUCUUUCGUUUUUGUUUUUUCUUGUAGUAUCAGGUCGGAAGAAUCUUUCAAUAUAAUUUCAAAUUAAUCGUAUCCGCAGAUGAUAUAUAAUUUAUUUGAUAAAUCGAUAAUUAAACACGUCAAUAAUGAUACGCAGGACAUAGUUACGGGAUUUUAAAC
This is a messenger RNA of Polistes canadensis, 1107 nucleotides long. Its product is annotated as putative peptidyl-tRNA hydrolase PTRHD1. Bases 161 to 511 code for a protein of 116 amino acids. The transcript has 4 exons. The record is from RefSeq and is a predicted model, not a curated record. Gene Ontology annotation, molecular function: peptidyl-tRNA hydrolase activity. Lineage: Eukaryota; Metazoa; Arthropoda; Insecta; Hymenoptera; Vespidae.